GCUGUUGUUGCCGCCGCCAGCUUUUCCCGUUAGAUUCUCUGCCCCUGGUUGCCGGCACAGGAAAGGAAACCAGAAAAGAGGGGAAGCCUGUUUCCCUUUUCCUUUUUUACACAGCAGCGUCGCACCCUUCUUAAGAGCCUUACGUUACGACGCGGCGCUGUUAGCGGGUCUGUCAUCACCUGGGAGAUCAGCCCAGCUACGAGCUGCGGGUUGGUUGUGCAUGCGCCUGCGCGGGCGCAUUUGGAGCAGGAGGGAUUUGGACAGUUUAGGCGUCCUGCACCGUACGUGAAGUAGAAGGAGCGCGCGGCGUCCUUUUGUAGUUGGGUUAUUAUUAUUUUUUUAAGUGUACUGUCGUCAGUUGGGAAUCUGUGGCAGGUCUUUGGAAAAGGUUCGGGGAGGGGGAGGGGGCGGGGCGCGCCGUCCCCACUACCCUCUCCUCAGUAGCAUUAAGCGGAGAGUGGAGUGCCGGAGGAGGGGGACGCUGCCAGCACCAUCCUUUGGACCCUGUGGGCGCGCGCCUGCCUGCAGCUGGAUGGAAACAGCCUGGAGGCUUGGCAGCCUCUCGGCAGCUGAUGAAGGGCGUCCCCGAGCCUGCGCUCUGUGCGUGUUAAGUUCCCGCGGCUGCGUUUCAGACGGGAGAUGUUGAGUGGAGGCUCUGGGAGAGGGCGCAACGGACGCUUGCGCGUGCGUGACUUAAAAGGGUGACCUGUUAUCGCCCUCCCUCCCCCUGAUGGACACGGAGUCCCCGGCACAGCUUGGUGCUGCUGCUGGUGCUCCUCCUCGGACGAACGGGCUUCAUAUAAACGCGGAGCCGCUGAGGGACCGCAGUCUCCCGCCCUUGUUUUGGCGGGAUGCUGAGCUAAGCGUAUCCCCCCCAGGGCAUCUUGGCGGGCAGGGUGUGUGAGAAGGCUUUGGGGGCUUUUGCUUGGGAGGGGGCUUGGGUUUGUUUUAUUUUAUUGGGAGAGGGGCGGCUGCAGUGUAGGCGACAAAGCUCUUAAAUGGCCAGCCCCCGGAGGAGUAUUGAGUUGGAGCAUUUCGAAGAGAGGGACAAAAGGCAACAGCGCGCGGGCUCCCGCCGGGGAGGGAGCAGCUCCACUUGCAGCAGCAGCUCUGGGCCCAAAGGGAACGGGCUGAUCCCCAGCCCCGCGCACAGCGCUCACUGCAGCUUCUACCGCACGCGCACCUUGCAGGCCCUCAGCUCGGAGAAGAAGGCGAAAAAGGCGCGCUUCUACCGCAAUGGGGACAAGUACUUCAAGGGCUUAGUCUAUCCCAUCUCCAGCGACCGUUUCCGCUCCUUCGAUGCCCUCCUCGCCGAGCUCACCAGGUCUCUGUCGGACAACGUCAACCUACCCCAGGGUGUCCGCACCAUCUAUUCCAUCGACGGCAGCCAGAAACUCUCCAACCUCGAGGAGCUGGUGGAUGGUGAAAGCUAUGUAUGUGCAUCCAAUGAGCCAUUUCGGAAAGUUGAUUACACUAAAAACGUUAAUCCAAAUUGGUCUGUCAACAUAAAAUCUGGGUCAUCUCGAUCUCUCACGUCUUUGACAUCUGCAAGAAGUGAAUUGAAGGAGAGCAAAGACUUCAUUAAACCAAAACUGGUAACUGUUAUACGAAGUGGAGUGAAGCCACGGAAAGCUGUGAGGAUUUUGCUGAAUAAAAAGACUGCACAUUCCUUUGAGCAAGUAUUGACUGAUAUAACAGAAGCUAUUAAGUUAGAUUCAGGAGUGGUGAAGAGAAUUUGCACACUGGAUGGAAAACAGGUUACCUGUUUGCAAGAUUUUUUUGGUGACGAUGAUGUUUUCAUUGCCUGUGGACCUGAGAAAUACCGUUACGCUCAAGAUGAUUUUGUACUAGAUCACAGUGAGUGUCAUGUUAUGAAAUCAUCUUAUUCCCAUGCAUCUGGGGCAUCAAGGUAUUCUGGAUCAAAAAGCCCUGGAUCAAAAAGCCCUGGACCUUCACGUCGAAGCAAAUCACCUACUUCAGUAAAGAGGGGUGGCCACCACUCCAGUGCUUACUCUUCAGCAAAGUCCCCAGUCAAUGGAGCACCAAGCAGCCAGCUUUCUACUCCUAAAUCUACAAAAUCUUCUAGUUCUUCACCAACAAGCCCAGGAAGCUUUCGGGGACUAAAGAUUCCACCACAUUGUGGGUCAUCUUCCAAUGUAAAUGGUGUGCCUGAACUAUCUCCUUGUCUGAGUCCCGAAAGUGUAAAUGGAAACAAAUGCUUAGGGACAUCAACUAUUCUUGAGAAAUACAAAGUGGGAAAGGUGAUUGGAGAUGGAAAUUUUGCUGUGGUAAAGGAGUGCAUAGAACGGUCCACUGGAAAGGAGUUUGCAUUGAAGAUUAUAGACAAAGGAAAAUGUUGUGGAAAGGAACACUUAAUUGAAAAUGAGGUCUCCAUACUACGCCAAGUGAAACAUCCCAAUAUUAUCAUGCUAAUAGAGGAGAUGGAUACUGCAACUGAGCUCUAUCUGGUGAUGGAACUGGUCAAGGGAGGAGACCUUUUUGAUGCUAUCACUUCUUCAACAAAAUACACAGAGCGUGAUGGAAGUGCAAUGGUCUACAAUCUAGCCAGUGCACUGAAAUAUCUCCAUGGUCUCAGUAUCGUUCACAGAGAUAUCAAACCAGAGAAUCUCUUGGUUUGUGAAUAUCCAGAUGGGACAAAGUCAUUGAAGCUAGGAGACUUUGGACUAGCCACUGUGGUUGAAGGACCUCUCUAUACAGUCUGUGGAACACCAACUUAUGUAGCUCCUGAAAUCAUUGCAGAGACAGGUUACGGCUUAAAGGUAGACAUUUGGGCUGCAGGUGUCAUUACAUACAUACUGUUAUGUGGGUUUCCACCAUUUCGCAGUGAGAACAAUGUCCAAGAAGAUCUCUUUGAUCAGAUCCUGGUUGGAAAGCUAGAGUUUCCCUCUCCUUACUGGGAUAACAUCACUGACUCUGCUAAGGAAUUAAUUAGUCUGAUGCUACAAGUAAAUGUGGAAGCACGGUAUACAGCCGCUCAGAUUCUAAACCACCCCUGGGUGUCAGAUGAUGCCUCCCAGGAAAAUAAUAUGCAAGCUGAAGUAACAGGUAAAUUAAAGCAGCACUUUAACAACACGCUACCCAAACAGAAUAAUCCAGCCGCAGGGGUCUCUGUCAUAAUGAACACAGCUCUAGAUAAAGAAAGACAGAUCUUCUGCAACAAGCGCUGUCAGGACCCUAGUCGAGCUGCUGUGGAGCAAACCACUAUGAUAAAUGCUGCAGCUCAUGAUCUUCCUACGGUUGGGCUCAAAACAUUAUUUCCUGCUGCUUCUGAGCCACUCAAACUCUCUACAUGCCCUGUCUCAUCAUGUCAUGAUGAUACUGCAGGCUUCUGAGACAAGUUCCACUGAAAUCCACUGCUAGGUCAGGUAUCUAUCCACUACUAUUCACAUGCCUUCUCUACUGUAGUUUGUUCACAUCUCUUUGAAAGGGACACAGAUAGUACAUACAGUAGCUUAUAGGACUUUGGCCAUAAUGAUGGGGGUUUUUUUAAAAAAAGAAAUAGUGUUAAAUAUAAUUUCAAACAUAUUGGGACAUAAAUUAAUCAAUUUACUCUGGUGGUAAUCAUAUAUUGAUAUACAAACUUUAAACAGGAAGAACCAUUAAGAGGCUUUGCCCAGCAAAGUCUGGGCUUUACAAAAAGUGCCAGAGGGCAAAAAUUGGGAUGCUCUAAUUCCUUUAUGCAAUCUUAGAGUUCAGUUCCAGAGUUAUUCUGGAGAGGCAAGACUAGUGAUCCUAAUGGGCAAUCUGCACAAUAUUGAAAGGCAAGCUAUGUGAAUGAAAAUGAAUGUGUGCAGGGUGAGAGGAAUUGUUAUAAAAAUAGUGAUUUGCAAUUAAAGUUUAGAAAACAUGAAUUUAGGCAUUGAAUACAAAAGUAACACAAUCAUUGGGCAACUAUUCUUCUCCCAUUAUUUUCUUGUAUGAAGACUGCAGUCAACAAAGCAUUUUCAGCCACUGUGGUUUGUUUGGAACAGAUUCGCUCUUCCCAUUAUUAACUACAAACACCACUACAAAUUAUCUUGAAUAGAAAGCUUGCUGCAUGUUGCAUAACCUAAAAUGGAGCCAUAUAGUUACGAGUAAACCAACUAAAGCAAUGAUCUACUUGGUUACCAACACAGAAUGCUUUUGUCAUUUUGUAUUUUGUUUAGCCCUAUAACUUCAGGAAAAGUAGAAAUAUUUGGGGAGCAAUUAUCCUAAAUGUGCAGAAGGGUAGAUGGAGUUUUCUUUUUUAUCCUAAUGCUUGUUUCAAUAUUGUAUGUAACCUUAUUUCCUUUUGCUCCUUUUUAACAAUUCUGAAUCAUUUUUAUUAGCCUUUACAUUACAACUAUAAAAUCUGCAAUAAACAUUCUUCUUGAAAA
Rhineura floridana is the source of this 4376-nucleotide messenger RNA. RefSeq names its product doublecortin like kinase 2 (gene DCLK2). The coding region runs from base 999 to 3353 and encodes 784 amino acids. NCBI's taxonomy places the organism in Eukaryota, Metazoa, Chordata, Lepidosauria, Squamata, Rhineuridae. The record is from RefSeq and is a predicted model, not a curated record. The transcript is spliced from 17 exons. Gene Ontology annotation, molecular function: protein kinase activity; ATP binding. Gene Ontology annotation, biological process: intracellular signal transduction; protein phosphorylation.